This is a messenger RNA of Rotaria sp. Silwood2, 912 nucleotides long. The record is from the annotation of a GenBank genome assembly. Lineage: Eukaryota; Metazoa; Rotifera; Eurotatoria; Philodinida; Philodinidae.
AUGACUACAACUUUAAGUCCGGAAUCGGCUAAUUGGAUUUUACCAUCUGUUCCAUCAACAUUAAUAUCAACAGUACCAAAUGAUAAAGAAUCUUUACCGUUUCAUGUUAAUAGAGAAGGUGUUGCAAAUUAUAUUAGAAAUCGUGGUACUUUAAAUUUUAGUGAAUGGGCGGCUCAAGGUAGAAGAAUAACAACGUCAACAGAUAUAGAAUCAAUAGUUCAACAGCGCAAUAGUUUUCCAGUACCACCACCCAAAGUAAUUGGACCUGAUGCAACACGAAAUUAUAUACGAAGUCGUACUUCAACACCAAAUCUUAUUUAUGGUAAUCUUGAUCCACCUAAUCCUCAUCAUCAUUGUCGUGUUAAAAAUGAAGGUCGUGCUAAUUAUGACAGAAAUCAACAUUCACAAAUGAAAACAUUAUUAGAAAACUAUGGAAAAUUACCAUUACCUGCACAACCAAUACCCCAUACACAAGGCGAAAUAGCUACUAAUCUCUUUUAUGCACAUCAAGAAGGUCAUAUGGGUAAAAUUUUAAGUAAUUAUGGUCAUGUCACGCCGUCAUCAAAACCAGUUUCACAUGUAAAAGGUGUUGCUGCUGAAGUUAAUUUACAAAGAGGUUAUGGUCAUUCACAUCUACUUGAACAUGACAUUAAUAAUCGUCCACCAUCAGUUAAACCACAUGUAAGCGGUAUGCAAGCUCAUUUAAAUUAUGAUAUGGGACGAGGUCGUCUUGUUAAUAGACUUUUUAAUGAAUAUGGCAAGUUACCACAAUCUGCUCGAGUUCCACCAAAAGUUAAAUUUGAUGGUGUUCAAAAUUUUGCUAAAGGUCAAGGUGAUGCAAUGCGUAAAACAAUAUCACAAUGUCCACCAUCAUAUCGUUAUCUCGAACGACCACAAUCAGCACUAUUAUGA